AUGGUAAAGCCGUCCGAAGUGCCGGCGACGAUGCCGGAGAUGGACAUGCUCAACGCUCAGCAAGAGGCGGCCAUCGAGGAGUUUCUAGCGAAGGUGGAUGAGCGGUACCGUGGAGAGGUGCCAUACUGCAUCGCACGUGAAAAUACCGAUGAGCGCCGGCGUAUGUUUGGCUACAAGACGCUAAAGGCGCGAAAGUGGAAAGUCGCGCAUGCGCUGGAGAUGGUGGAGAAGACGGUGGCGUUUCGUGCGCAGCACGGCAUCGACAAAUGGAAGCUGUUCCCCUGCGCCUUUCCUCUCCGCGGAUUCGAGGAGGAGAAACUGUGUAGCAUGCUCACGGAGCUGCCAGGCGGUGCCCACCUCUUUCCUCGGGAAGGCGUCACGGAGGUGGACCGCUGCUACCGUGCACUGCAGAGUUCUUACGUGAACGUGUACCAUUACUGGGACAAGGGGGGCCACCCGGUGCUCUACGACUGCUGCGGUCAAGCAGAUGUGACAGAGAUUCUUCGUGAGGUCGCCCGCAUCACCCCUCUCGGCAAGUCGCUCGUCGAUGUGAUUGUCCCGUAUCACCUGUACAUGAACGAGGUGCAGUACUACUUGGUUCGGUAUGGGGACAAGUUGUUAAAGGAGACCGGCGGCCAGGCUCUCAUGGGGAUCACCGUCAUCAUCGACAUGGAGGGGAUCAGCUUCAAGGUUGUGCAGAAGCGCUUCAUUCAAAUUAUCCGCGCCAUCUUCGACAUUGAUCAAGCCUACUAUCCAGAGAUGCUUCACCGCCUCUUCAUACUCAACGCCCCCUCGUUUUUCCGAAUGGUCUACGGCUUGGUGAAAGGCAGCCUAGAUGAAAACACGCGGUCCAAGGUGGUCCUCAGCACAGACAAGAAGGAAGGGGAAGAAAUCCUCAAGCGCGUCAUUGAGGAAGACAAAAUUCCGCGAGCGCUGGGGGGCACCUGCAGCUGUGACGGCGGCUGCCUUCCACGCUACGCAAAGCCGAAUGGUGGCAGCCACUGCGGCACAAAUGAGGUGGACACCCACAUCUCUCCCGACGAUGGUCCUACAGAGACAGUGGGCAUCAGCAAGGGCAAGCAAUUCGUACGCAUCUGUGAGCUGGACUCUGGUGACCACUUCACGUGGGAGUUCGUUGUUGAUGGCAUGCACGAGGUGCUUUUCUCUGUCGCGUUCUCACCGUCCGUUGAGGUGCAGAGCGGCGGCCGUAGCAGCGCGUGCUGGAACGGUGUUGUUGCACCUAGCGCGACGACGACUGCCACGAGCGUCUCAGUCCCUAACCCUGCAAGCCGUUGCACGUCCAAGGAGAGUAGAGACAACCGCACGGUGUUGAUCAUCAAGGAUGGAAAGGUACCGUUGGACGCCGACUCUUUUGUCGCCACUGAGCAGGGAACGCUGACGCUGACGUGGAGCAAUAAGGCGGCGUGGUUGCACGCUCGUCAGGUGCAUUUUCGGGUGUGGCACCAUAAAUGCACCCUGUAA
Molecule: messenger RNA, 1482 nt
Organism: Leishmania braziliensis MHOM/BR/75/M2904
Lineage: Eukaryota; Euglenozoa; Kinetoplastea; Trypanosomatida; Trypanosomatidae
Exons: 1
Coding region: 1-1482 (493 amino acids)
Source: RefSeq, a predicted model, not a curated record